AUGCUAAGUAGGAGAAUCAUGGCAGCAGUACCUAAACAAGCCUGGGGAGAGCCAUCAACAAUUACAGGUGGAAACUGUGCUUCUAUACCAGAGAAAACAAAACCAUUGAAAGCUUCAUCACCUAAAAAAAUAACAGCAGAAGAAUCUUUAUUAGCUGGUUUAAAAAAUUUGAAUAUCAAAGAAGAUGUCCAUAAACCACUGGCUCUAAAUGCAAAACGUUCUUUAUCUACCUCAAGCAGCAUCAGCAAUUAUAGCAAAGAGUCAAUACAUAUCUGUCAAGUGGCUAGGUAUCUCCAAGACAAACAUGUACCAAAGGUUGUGGUGUUGGUAGGAGCUGGUCUCAGUACCAACAGUGGUAUCCCAGAUUUUAGGACUCCUGGCAGUGGUUUAUAUGACAAUCUACAACAGUACAAUAUUCCUUAUCCACAAGCAAUAUUUGAUAUCGAUUAUUUUCAUACUGAUCCUUAUCCAUUUUUUGCCCUUGCCAAAGAACUGUACCCAUCUGUGAAAUACCGCCCAAACUAUAAUCAUUAUUUUUUGCGACUCCUUCAUGAACAUGGCUUGUUACUGCGCCUCUACACACAGAAUAUUGAUGGUCUUGAGAGGUUGGCUGGGAUUCCUCUAUCCAAAUUAGUUGAGUCCCAUGGCAAUUUCUCUCAUGCUACAUGUACCACUUGCCGCAAAAAAUAUAAAGGACAUGAAAUUAAGGCUGCAAUAUUCAAAGAUGAAAUUCCUGUCUGCCGUGAUUGCAAGGGCACAGUGAAACCAGAUAUUGUUUUCUUUGGAGAAGAUUUGCCUGAAAGUUUCUAUCAAUACCAUAAGGACAUGAGCCAAGCAGAUCUUGUACUCAUCAUGGGAACAUCUCUUCAGGUGCAACCAUUUGCUGGUAUCAUCAAUUGUGCACGUCCUCAGAUUCCUCGAAUUCUUUUCAAUAUGGAACCAGUGGGUCCUUUCAAACGGCCAAAACGAUCUACAGACUUCACUAUCAAAGGUGACUUGACAAACAGUUUGGAGCAUCUGGUUAAUCAACUUGGCUGGCAAAAGCAUAUAUUGAAGUUGUUGCAAGAACUUGAAGGGCAGGAAUAUGCAAAUCAGUUCCAUCAAGACCAGGAGAUUCCAGCUACUUUAUGUGAUGGAGGAGCAGAUGGCACACCACAAAAGUUUAAGGAUUCUUCUAUGAUCAGAAAGAAGUCAGGCGACACAUACAAAGGUGCUAGCCAUUUAAAACCUAAGACAAAUGAUGAAAAUAGCAUAAAAACUGACAAACCAUAA
This is a messenger RNA of Acanthosepion pharaonis, 1272 nucleotides long. NCBI's taxonomy places the organism in Eukaryota, Metazoa, Mollusca, Cephalopoda, Sepiida, Sepiidae. The record is from the annotation of a GenBank genome assembly.